Molecule: messenger RNA, 2595 nt
Organism: Cucurbita moschata (crookneck pumpkin)
Lineage: Eukaryota; Viridiplantae; Streptophyta; Magnoliopsida; Cucurbitales; Cucurbitaceae
Product: peroxisomal fatty acid beta-oxidation multifunctional protein AIM1
Exons: 18
Coding region: 152-2326 (724 amino acids)
Biological process (GO): fatty acid beta-oxidation
Cellular component (GO): peroxisome
Molecular function (GO): NAD+ binding; (3S)-3-hydroxyacyl-CoA dehydrogenase (NAD+) activity
Source: RefSeq, a predicted model, not a curated record
CAUCUUUAUCGCUGAGUGACCGUAUAAAUCUUCUACUCGCUCGUUUUCAAACGAGAAACGAGCUCAUUCAUUUCGAUUUCGUCUCGAUUUUGGUUUCUUUGCUGAAAUCAAGAGAGAGUUGUAGACGCAACUUAACGAAAGCUAUUCGAUCAUGGCGGAACCUUCAGUCACCAUGGAGGUCGGAAAUGAUGGCGUUGCUGUGAUCACCAUGUCUAAUCCUCCUGUAAACGCUCUAGCAAGAUCCAUGUUUCCUGCCUUGAAGUCGAAAUUUGAUGAGGCGAUGAGGAGAAAUGAUGUGAAGGCUGUCGUUUUGACUGGCAAAGGAGGAAAGUUCUCUGGUGGGUUUGACAUCAACGUUUUUGAAAAGAUUCACAAGACUGGGGAUGUGUCCCUCCUGCCUGAUGUCUCUGUUGAUAUUGCAGUCAACACAAUGGAAGAUGCCAAGAAGCCAAUUGUUGCUGCCAUCGAAGGACUUGCUUUGGGGGGAGGGUUAGAAAUGGCUUUGGCAAGCCAUGCGCGUAUUGCUGUUCCUAAAGUUCAACUUGGUUUACCAGAGUUGACUCUUGGAGUAAUUCCAGGAUUUGGAGGCACUCAAAGACUUCCCAGACUUGUAGGCCUAUCAAAAGCUAUUGAAAUGAUGCUGUUAUCUAAAACAAUCACAUCCGAAGAAGGAAAGAAGCUAGGUCUUAUAGAUGAUGUUGUCAGUCCAAAUGAGUUGAUGAAGGUAGCUAGAAAGUGGGCUUUAGAUAUUGCUGAUAGACGCAAACCAUGGAUUCGUACUCUUCAUAGGACAGACAAAAUUGGGUCCCUGGCUGAAGCUCGUGUGGCACUAAAAUCUGCUAGAGAGCUGGCAAAAAAGAUUGCACCAAACACACCACAGCACCUUGCGUGCAUUGAUGUUAUUGAAGAGGGAAUAAUUCAUGGAGGAUAUAGUGGAGUUCUAAAGGAGGAAAAAGUAUUCAAGGAACUUGUAGCAACGGACACUGCCAAAGGUCUUGUUCACAUCUUUUUUUCGCAGCGUUUAAUAUCAAAGGUACCAAAUGUUACCGAUCGUGGGCUUAAACCAAGACAAGUGAAGAAAGUUGCUGUUAUCGGGGGUGGUUUAAUGGGUUCCGGGAUAGCAACAGCUCUUAUUUUAAGCAACGUCCAUGUUGUUCUUAAGGAAAUCAAUGCUGAAUAUCUUCAAAAGGGAAUAAAAACUAUUGAAGCAAAUCUUCGAGGCUUAGUAGUGAAAGGCAAGCUGACAGAAGAUAAGGCAGAUAAAGCCUUUUGGAUUCUUAAAGGUUCAUUGGAUUAUUCAGACUUCAAAGAUGUGGAUAUGGUGAUUGAGGCGGUUGUUGAGAAUGUUCCCCUUAAACAAAAGAUAUUUAGUGAAAUUGAGGAAGUGUGCCCUCCUCACUGUAUAUUGGCAUCCAAUACCUCAACUAUCGACCUCAAUCUAAUUGGAGAAAAAACCAGAUCCUCAGAUAGAAUAAUUGGAGCACAUUUUUUCAGCCCUGCUCACAUUAUGCCUCUCCUCGAAAUUGUACGGACAGAAAAGACUUCCCCACAAGUGAUUCUUGAUCUUAUGAAUGUUGGAAAAAUCAUAAAGAAGGUUCCUGUUGUUGUGGGCAACCGCACUGGAUUUGCAGUCAAUCGUGCAUUUUUCCCAUAUGCUCAGGCUGCACAUUUUCUGAUUAAUUUAGGUGUCGACCCGUUCAGAAUUGACCGGGUGAUCACCAAAUUUGGUCUUCCCUUGGGCCCUUUGCAGCUUCAGGAUUUAAGCGGAUAUGGAGUGGCAACUGCAGUAUGGAAAGAAUUUUCAGCCGCAUUUGCGGGUCGAGUUUUCUUCUCACCUUUGAUUGACCUGAUGAGGAAAAAUGGACGCGACGGUAAAAACAAUGGUCGGGGUUACUAUAUUUAUGAGAAAGGAAGCAAACCAAAGCCUGAUCCUUCAAUUUUACCAAUUGUGGAGGAGUCUAGGCGCAUUACCAACAUUAUGCCGAGUGGAAAGCCUAUACCCGUUUCUGAUCAGCAAAUUUUGGAAAUGGUACUCUUUCCUGUGGUCAAUGAGGGAUGUCGAGUGGUAGAAGAAGGAAUCGUCGUUAGGCCGUCCGACCUUGAUGUUGCGACUGUUCUUGGAAUGAGCUUUCCUUCCUACCGCGGUGGUCUCCUGUUUUGGGCGGAUUUGGUGGGUCCUAAACAUGUAUAUGCAAGUCUCAAGAAAUGGUCAGAACAAUAUGGCGAUUUCUUCAAGCCCUCUAAGUAUCUAGAAGAAAGAGCAGCCAAAGGCAUACCUUUGAGCGAAGCCGUUUCAGAAAAUGCAGCGUCGAGAUCCCGACUCUGAGCAAAUAAGCUUCUUUCACCCAAUCCUCCUGCAAUAGCUUCCCUUUCUUAGACCUUGAAAUCGCCCAAAAUGCAAAAGCAACAAGAAUUGGUUUGCUUGUAUUUGUAUUGUUAUGAGUUCUUUUUCUUCUUUUUCUUGUUCUUUUUUUUGGUAGGUAUUUUAGUUCAAUAAUGUGCGUCUGGGGAUUUGGAAAUGUACUCUUGGAUUAAGUAUGGCAUUUAAAUUUUGUAUGUUGUUUAAUAAUUACUGGAUAACAGAUAAUUAUUUAA